GGCGUCACUCGUGACUCGACUCGGUGCCGGGCGGAGCGUUUGCACUCGCCACGCCACCUGUGGCCUAUAAAGGCAGCGCGCCCAGCACUCGGCGCCACCACGCCUCCUCCAGUCCUCCAGCACCCACGCGCAUAACUUCGGACUCCAGCCGCCGCUCUGCUCGCCAUGGACCCCAACUGCUCCUGCGCUGCCGGCGGCUCCUGCUCCUGCGCUGGCUCCUGCACCUGCAAAGAGUGCAAAUGCACCUCCUGCAAGAAGAGCUGCUGCUCCUGCUGUCCUGUGGGCUGUGCCAAGUGCGCCCAGGGCUGCAUCUGCAAAGGGGCGUCUGAGAAGUGCAGCUGCUGCGCCUGAUUGUACCCAGCCCUGUUCCCACGUGUACAUAGAACGACAGAUACAAACCUGGAAUUUUGUUUUGUUUUGUUUUGUUUUUUACAACUCUGACCCAUUUGCUAAGUUCCAUUUUCUGUGAAGUUUUGUUUUGGAUAAUAAAGUUGUUGACUUGA
This is a messenger RNA of Heterocephalus glaber (naked mole-rat), 503 nucleotides long. Its product is annotated as metallothionein-1E. Gene Ontology annotation, biological process: cellular response to zinc ion; cellular response to copper ion; cellular response to cadmium ion. Lineage: Eukaryota; Metazoa; Chordata; Mammalia; Rodentia; Bathyergidae. Gene Ontology annotation, cellular component: cytoplasm; nucleus. The record is from RefSeq and is a predicted model, not a curated record. Gene Ontology annotation, molecular function: metal ion binding.